Molecule: messenger RNA, 1179 nt
Organism: Kwoniella mangroviensis CBS 8507
Lineage: Eukaryota; Fungi; Basidiomycota; Tremellomycetes; Tremellales; Cryptococcaceae
Exons: 3
Coding region: 1-1179 (392 amino acids)
Source: RefSeq, a predicted model, not a curated record
AUGCCUCAUUCGACUACUCGUUGGCACACCACCACCCUCUCUACUACCCAAGAAAACAAUCUCGUUACCUCAUCUCGAAGGCCCAAUGGGUAUGAGGGUAUCCUAAACGGGGACAGCUCAUCUAGACUGGAACCAACUCGAAUUACCCAUACGCUCACUACUCAGUGUACCACCAAGACUACACAUCGCCGGAAAUCCCAUUCUCAUAGGGACAGAAAUCGAGAUAGAGAUCGAAUCCAUUCCCACCAUCAUCAUCACAGAGAGAAUACUCCUCGACCUUACCACCCCUCUUCUGAAAACGAAGGUAACAUCCCGAACCGAGGUGGCAGGAUCAUCACACCUGUCCCGAGAGGUCAAGGUCGCUCAGUCGAAGAGACCGAUCAGCAACUCGCUCAAGAUUCAUUGAUGCUGGAAAGUGCCAAUUGGAGUCUCGAAGAGAUCCAAGCUUAUAUCGAUAGAAUGGCGAUUGACGAAACCGAAACGAUCACUCGAGCUUGUCCUUCGCCAAUUCCAGACCAAGCGUUACUUCUCUCUCCUUCGUCAAACUCGUCUUCUUCCUCGACCUUAGUCCCCCAGCCAGCGGUGGAAGAAGCAGAUGGGAACGACCGAAGGGUUCGAUUCAACUUACCUGAAUCUAUAAACCCCAUGAGAUUAUUACAACCUCAUUUCAAGGAUCACCUCAUCGAUAACAAGGUGACCAUCUUUGGUCAUGUGGCGAUUCAUCCUGGACCUGAUGAGCUCUUUCAACGACCACAAGAAUCGGGUGCCAUUACUCCCGCACCCUUCGCUUCGAAGGAGGCUGAGAUCAAGGUCAAGAACAGGGAUAGAGGUAAAACGUAUUUUCCCAAAUUGAAUGGACUCAGACCUUUAACGAAGAUCAUCAACAACCAGAUCAUCAACAACCAUGAUAGUUCAAAAAGAAGAAUGGACAGAGUUACACAUCCAGAGGAUCUAACGAACUCUGAAGAAAGACUUCGAACUGAAAUCAAGAGGUUAAAUGAUCAUUCAACUCAAGAAGAAGGUAGAAAAUUCAUUUUGGAUAUAAUCGAAAAUAGAUUAUCCGAAAUCGAUUAUAGAAUCGAACACGAGUUGAACCAAGAUAAGAAAAGAAGGUAUAGGGAAUUGAAAUGGGAUUUGACAAAAUUGUUCAUGGAGGUUAGGGAUGCCCAACAAAGUUAG